Molecule: messenger RNA, 777 nt
Organism: Drosophila guanche
Lineage: Eukaryota; Metazoa; Arthropoda; Insecta; Diptera; Drosophilidae
Product: farnesol dehydrogenase
Source: RefSeq, a predicted model, not a curated record
GUUCGUUUCACUGGAUCAUACAAUUUUCAGUAAAUAAGAUGAACCGCUGGCUAAAUCGCGUUGCUGUUGUAACUGGUGCUAGUUCCGGGAUUGGGGCAGCAUGCUGCAAAGAUCUGGUGUCCAAAGGAAUGAUCGUCGUAGGAUUGGCGCGACGUGAGCAUCGACUGCAGGAGCUAAAGUCGUCUCUGCCCGACGAUCAAGGGGCGCGUUUUCAUGGUCGCCAGUGCGAUGUCAGUGUGGAACAGCAGGUAAUUGAUGCCUUUGCUUGGAUCGAGCUGACUUUGGGCGGGGCCGACGUAUUGAUUAACAAUGCCGGCAUAGUGCGACGCACCAACAUCACCGAUGAGGGCAACACGGACGCUCUGCGCGCCAUAUUGAGAAAAGUGAACGAUGGCCAUGUGGUGCUAAUCAAUAGCCUGGCCGGGCAUAUAGUGCCAAUGGUGGCGGGGAUUCAAUUCAAUAUGUAUGCGCCCUCAAAGCAUGCCAUAACUGCCUUAACCGAAGUCCUGCGACAGGAGUUCCUCAACAAAGGAACCAAGACAAAGAUUACGAGCAUCAGUCCCGGCGUUGUGGACACCGAAAUCUUCGACAAGAAUUCCGCGGAGCUGGCCAAGACCAUGCCAAUGCUGCGUGCCGAAGACGUGGCCGAUGCAGUGACCUAUUGCAUCCAAACACCACCUAAUGUGCAGAUUCAUGAGCUCACUAUCAAGCCCGUGGGUGAACGAUUCUAAGAUUAAUAUAUUCGUAUCUACAAUUAAAAUUACCCUGCAAUUCAAA